This is a messenger RNA of Cucurbita moschata (crookneck pumpkin), 1846 nucleotides long. RefSeq names its product peptidyl-prolyl cis-trans isomerase FKBP53. The transcript is spliced from 11 exons. Lineage: Eukaryota; Viridiplantae; Streptophyta; Magnoliopsida; Cucurbitales; Cucurbitaceae. Gene Ontology annotation, molecular function: peptidyl-prolyl cis-trans isomerase activity. The coding region runs from base 132 to 1643 and encodes 503 amino acids. The record is from RefSeq and is a predicted model, not a curated record.
CGUUGACAAAUUGAAGAACGGCGCGCAGCAGCAGUAAAAAACGCGGCCGCUCAGGGUUUAAGAGAGCAGAGCGGGCGUCGUCUAGGGUUUAAGAGAAAGCUUCGUUCAAUCAAUAUUCUCCCGUCUCAAAAAUGGGUUUUUGGGGCAUUGAAGUGAAACCAGGCAAACCGUACCCUUACCAUUCUGAUAAUGUGCCGGGAAAGCUCCGGAUAACUCAGGCAACUUUGGGCUCUGGCUCAUCGAAAGAGAGAAGCAUCAUUCAGUGUUCUGUUGGGCAUAGGAGUCCAAUUUUUUUGUGCUCUUUGAUACCGAAUAAGAUUGAAUCAUGCCCCUUGAAUCUUGAAUUUGAGGAAGAUGAUUUGGUAGCCUUCUCAGUUAUCGGCCCACAAAGCAUCCAUCUUUCUGGUUAUUUUGUAGCUGAUGAGGGAAAUUUCAUCAGGGAUGACUAUGAGUCUGAUUCUUUUGGGGAGGACAUUGCAGAAACGGAUACAGAGGAUUCAUCAGAAUGUGACACUGGGGAUGAAUAUGAUGAUGAAUUCAUUGACGAUGAGGACGAUGAAUACCCUGGAAUAUUCUCUAAUUCGUCAGUUCCUAAAAGUGGAGUUGUAAUUGAGGAGAUAGUGGAUGAUGAAAAAUCAAAUGAUGCCAACGGUCGAGCCAAGAAAGUGAAGAAAAACAAGUCUAGUGACUCUGAAGACAAUAGGAACUCACAGCGUCAGAUUGUAUUGAAAAGAAAUGUGCAAAAAGCAGUUCCAGAAAGUGAAGAUGAAGAUGGAUUUCCAAUUCCUACUCAAAGCAAGAGCAAAGUAAAUAUUCAGAAGCUAGAAUCUGAGCAAGAACAAAAAAACCCAAGUACUGGGAAUGUGAAGGAGGCAAAAGCAAAAGAUGGCAAUGAUGCUUCUAGCAUAAAAAGAAAAGUCGAAAAUGAUGAGCAAGUUGAUCUUUUGGAAAGCAAAAAGAAAAAGAAGCAAAAGAAGAAGGUAAAAGAAGAAAAGGCUGGGGAAGAGCCACCAAAAGAAGUGAAGAGUGAAGGUGUCAAUCAGAUUUCUGAUGGAGAUAAGAAUGAUAAAAAGCUAUCUAAACAGAGGGAUGCCUCGACUCACAUGGACGUUGUUGAUGGUGAAAACCAUUCGGAAGAUAAACAAAAAAAGAAAAAGAAAAAAGAGAAGAAAAAAAAGGAGGAGAAGAACAAGGAGACUGAAGUCGGAUCAAAAUCCGAAGAACUAACUAAAACGGUGGGAGAUCAUCGUAAAUCAACUCUCGGGUCAAAAGAGAAGGGAAGCGAAUCCAAGUCAUCUCAAGUGAGAACCUUUGCUAAUGGGUUGGUUAUUGAGGAGAUAGCCAUGGGUAAACCAGAUGGUAAAAGAGCUUCACCCGGAAACCAGGUUAGUGUUCACUACAUUGGCAAGCUAAAGAACGGCAAAAUAUUUGACAGUAACGUCGGUAGAGCACCGUUCAAAUUCCGUUUAGGUUUGGGACAGGUGAUAAAGGGAUGGGAUGUCGGGGUUAAUGGUAUGCGUAUUGGGGAUAAAAGGAGAUUGACUAUUCCUCCAUCAAUGGGUUAUGGAACUGCAGGUGCGGGAGGGAAGAUUCCGCCGAACUCAUGGCUUAUUUUUGAUGUGGAAUUGGUUGGUGUCCGCUGAAUUCAACGGCCUUCCCAUUGCCUGACUGCACCAACUGGUAGUCUUAAUGAAAAUUUUGUUUCUAUUUUUACUUACCAUCAAUCUCAAUUUUGUAUGUUACUUGAUAUCAUCUGCGCGAACCUAAUUUUGGAUCAAUGAGAUCACAUCUCUAAACUUACAUUUAGAUAUGGAAUUAUGAUUUUGGAGCUGAAAGUGUUGCUAAU